CCGGAGUGACGUGUUCCAUGAUGGCAGAAGACCCCGGCGGAUCUCACUUUCUUUUCCCUCCGCUCUCAUCGUUCCCCCGUGGUCUGUAGCUAUGGCCUGGACCGAUUUUCCCUUUCCUAGAGUCUGUUUGACGUCUGCCCUUACUAAGCCGCAACCAUGCCCCGGCGAGGGAACAGAAAACGGCUGAAAUUUCGGGCCGACGAUGUGAGCUCCCACACAGUUACGGUGGCGGAUUUUGCCAACUCGGAUCCGGCUGUUGUGAAGUCUGGACGUGUGAGAAAGGCGGUGGCCAAUGCUGUUCAGAAAGAAGUGAAAGCGCUUUGUGGCCUGGAGGCCUCUCGGGUGCCCAGUGAGGAUGGUUUGUCCGGAUUAUCUGAGAAUGGCAAUGAUGAGAGCUGUGAUGAACUGGAGGAAAAUGCUAAUGAGACCUCGUUCAGGAAAAAGAAAAGUAAGAAACAAAAAGAGAGCAGCCCUGCAGACGGAGUCGACUGUCCCAUUGACAUCUGGCUUGUACUCUCCUCCUACAUCCGACCGGAAGAUAUUGUGACGUUUGCUCUUAUUUGUAAGAAAGCUUGGACCGUUACUUGCACUGCUGUCUUUUGGAUGAGAUUGUACAAAAGACAUUAUCACACAAGCUCCUACCUUCCUGUUCGUUUGCUUCCAGGGUGCAUGUACAGGCUGCGCUAUCUGCGUGCAUGUGUUAUUCGUUCCUUAUUCCACAUGUACGAGCCGUUUUGUUCCAGGGUGGCUAAAAAUCCUUCAUUACCGGAAUCGACUCCUAACACUUUGUUAAAUUCCAAAUGUCUACUUUUCUGGUGUAAAAAGGUGGAGACUGGAAGCAGACCUCAGCCAUUGUGGGAAUUUAACUUCAAAUUUAAGAAGCUGCCUCUAAAGCAGAAGAACCAUUGUCUUAAUGGACUACAACCCCCUGCAGAGUACAAAGAAGUCCAUUUUAACCCAGACCAGGACUGUUUCCUUUUUCAAGUUACCACUUUAAAUUUUAUCUUCAUCCCUGUGGCAAUGGGCAUGACACUAACUUACUUGACUAUAAAUGUCAGUACGGAUAUGAGGCACCACCGUGUAAGACUGGUCUUUCAUGACUGUCCAGUGUUAAAUGGCAAGAAACCUCGUGGAGAACAAGGAGUGCAGAUUGUUUUGGAUCCUGUACACAGCGUCCACCUCUUAGACUGGUGGCAUCCACAUUAUCCCUUCUCAACCAUGGCCUAGUGCUAGAACAUCUAUUUGUUUCUGUGAGCCAUCUGAACAGAGACCAAAGAAACUGAAAUAUUAGACUGGAGACGCGGUGUGAUUCUCAGUAUACUAGCGGACACUUAUUUAACUGCCAAAGUUCAAGAAUAAAUCUUUAUUUUCAUGUCAGGAUUGAAAAGAGUUAAUAUCUAAUGAUUAUCAUGAUCAAAUAUUGGUUUUACUUUUUCCUCUAAAAAAGUAUUGAAACGUUAUUUUAAGUUUUAGCUACUUGUUGCAUUGUGUGUGACCAAGUGAUUGAUGCUAAUGGGUUUUACUGCUGUAAUAUUCACCAUGGAGAAUCUGGGGUAGUCCUCCAGAUUCAUUAUAAUCAGGACAAGAUUAGUGAUCUCCAAUGUGGUUUUACUUUAUUAUUUUAUCACAUACUUACCGAGCAAUUUUAUAUAUCAAGGGAAAAUGGCUGUAAGUGUUUAUGGCUCCUUUCACACGGGCGAGAUUUCCGUGCGGGUGCAAUGCGUGAGAUGAACGCUUUGCACCCGCACUGAAUCCGGACCCAGUCACUUCAAUGGGGCUGUUCAGAUGAGCGGUG
Molecule: messenger RNA, 1795 nt
Organism: Bufo bufo (common toad)
Lineage: Eukaryota; Metazoa; Chordata; Amphibia; Anura; Bufonidae
Gene: TMEM183A
Product: transmembrane protein 183A
Exons: 8
Coding region: 157-1227 (356 amino acids)
Biological process (GO): regulation of protein stability
Cellular component (GO): SCF ubiquitin ligase complex
Molecular function (GO): protein binding
Source: RefSeq, a predicted model, not a curated record